CACUACCUCAUCCGCGGCGAGCGGCUCCGCGACCAGGCAACCAUCCUGGAGUGCACGCUGCGGCGGGACGUCGUCUACAACAAGGUGAACCCCAUCUUCCACCACUGGCGUGGGGGUGAUGGCAAGUUCGGGCUGACCUUCCAGAGCCCCGCAGACGCUGCCGCCUUCGAGACCCGCGUCCAGGCCGCCCUCGACGAGCUCGCCCGAGGCUCCCUCUCGCCAUCCUCCUCCUCCUCCUCCUCCUCCCAGGACGAUGCCAACGGCAUGGACGACGCGGCCGCGCUGCACACGGACAGCGAGUCCUCGUCCAACAGCCGCAAGGAGAUGCUGCCCAAGCCUGGCACCAUCGUGACCAGCGAGUCGUCCUCCAGCUGCUACGUGCGCUCGCCCGCCUCCGAGGACUUCCCCUUCGGCGCCCCUGCGCCCGCCACGCCGCCCGCCCAGGUCAAUCCAGAGUGA
Alligator sinensis (Chinese alligator) is the source of this 459-nucleotide messenger RNA. RefSeq names its product sprouty related EVH1 domain containing 3 (gene SPRED3). Gene Ontology annotation, molecular function: protein kinase binding. Gene Ontology annotation, biological process: negative regulation of MAPK cascade. The transcript has 5 exons. The record is from RefSeq and is a predicted model, not a curated record. NCBI's taxonomy places the organism in Eukaryota, Metazoa, Chordata, Crocodylia, Alligatoridae. The annotation marks the transcript as partial.